AUGGCGACUCACACAUCUCUCUGGCUGCUCCUCAGCCUGGCAGCCACGGCUUUCGCCCAGGGAAGCAUCAUACCGUCAGGGCUUACCUCCGGGUUCACAGACAGUCUCGGCCUCGAGGUUAGCUACCAAGGCGUGGGGACCAGGUUCGACGGAAUUCCAGAUGGUAGUACAGUCUCGGCGACGGACGUGUCGACAGACCCGAUAUUCGCCCUCUCAGACCAGUCUGCCAUCAACACGCGCAUCGCAUUCCUCAUCAUGAUGCUCGACACCACCGACCCCAACGCCCCCGUGCUCCACUUCGCCCAGGACCAGUUCAAGGCCGACGGCGUGCAGACCGGUAUCUCCACCCAGGCACAGCCGCUCGUACCAUACGCCCGCCCCGGCAGCCUCGGGGAGACGGGCCAACGCCAGUACUCCUUCCUGCUCUUCCAGGAGCCCUCGGGCACAACCAUCUCCGGUCUUCCUCAAGCCGGUGAGACUCUGAACGUCGAUCAAUUCCUCGCCUCGAACAACAUGCGAGCGGCCCGCGCGGGUGUCGGCAUUAUGGUCGACAAUGGAGGCGGUGGUGGUGGUGGUGGUGGUGGUGCGGCGGCCCCGUCGGCGCCUGCAACCACGGUGGCCCCGAGUAACACUCCUAUCGCGACAUUUACUUCUGUCAUCCCUACUCCUCCUAUUGCCACAUCUGAAGCAACGGUCCCAAUUACCCCGAGUCCGCCAAUCGCAACAGGACAGCCUCUUCCCUCCAGCACGCUGCUCACAUCCGCAGCCACGGGCGCAGCGACUCCCUCGGCUUCUGCAACAUCCGGUAGCUCGGGUGCUUCGAGCAGCGCGACGAGCUCUGGCAGUGGUGCUGUCACGGCGGGCGGCAGUGUCCUCGAGGCCGUGCCCGCUCGGACGCUGGGCCUGGUCGCUGGUCUCAUCGGCGGUGUGCUGCUGAUAUGA
Diaporthe citri is the source of this 942-nucleotide messenger RNA. RefSeq lists its product as uncharacterized. The transcript has 2 exons. The coding region runs from base 1 to 942 and encodes 313 amino acids. The record is from RefSeq and is a predicted model, not a curated record. NCBI's taxonomy places the organism in Eukaryota, Fungi, Ascomycota, Sordariomycetes, Diaporthales, Diaporthaceae.